UCGGGUCGGGACGCUGCGCGGAGCCGGGCCCAUGGCCGCCGUCUUCCUAGUGACGCUGUACGAGUGCUCGCCGCUCUUCUACAUCGCCGUCGUCUUCGUCUGCUUCCUCGUCACCAGCGGCCUGGUGCUGGGCUGGUUCGGUUGGGAUGUUCCCGUGAUCUUGAGAAACUCGGAAGAGACAGAAUCCAGCGCAGGAGUAUCUAAAAAGCAGAUGAGACAAGUGAAGAACCCUUUUGGCUUGGAGAUCCUUCAUCCUACUGCAGCUUCAGUAACAAAGGGCAUAACGUUGAAACCCGACUGCCUGGAGGAUUGUUUCCUUACAUGCUAUUGGGGGUGCAGUGUGCAAAAGCUAUAUGAAGCUUUGCAGAAACACAUCUACUGCUUCAGAAUAAAGACUCCGCAAGCACUAGAAGAUGCUCUGUACAACGAAUACCUCUAUCGACAGCAGUACUUCAUUAAAAAAACCGACAAGGAAGAGAAAUAUUGUCAGUUAUCAGAAGAUGCUCAAAUUACAGAUUUUGGCCCCGUGCCCAGAUCUCGCUACCCACUAGUAGCUCUGUUGACUUUAGCUGGAGAAGAAGACAGAGAAAUAUAUGACAUUAUUUCCAUGGUGUCCAUAAUUCAUGUCCCUGAUGAGAGUUACAGACUUUCCUGCAGAGUAUUGUAUCAGUAUCUGCUUCUAGCCCAAGGCCAGUUCCAUGAUCUAAAGCAACUCUUCAUGUCUGCAAACAGCUCACCACCCACCGGCGAUCCCCCCCCAGGAGAGAGAGACGCUGACCGAACCUUGCUGGAGAAGGUCGGGCUGGCCGAAGACGAACCCGAAUGGCACGAAGAAACCAGUAAAGACUGCGUCGUCUGCCAGAACGCAACAGUGAACUGGGUCUUGCUGCCCUGCCGGCACGCCUGCUUGUGCGACGGGUGCAUGAAGUACUUUCAGCAGUGCCCCAUGUGCCGGCAGUUUGUUCAAGAAUCUUUUCCGCUUUGCAGUAGGAAGGAGCAAGAUGAAGAUGAGCCCAAGCCUGUUUUGUAGAACGCUCCCCGUGGAGGAGACGUUGGGUGGAAAAGCAAGAAAAAUGAACUCGUAUGUUGAAGCUGACGGUGCAGAACCUCAAGCACUUCGAGUCCUUGGGAGCAUAUGCAGUGCAAUUGGAUUUGCUGCUCAUGGGUAGAUCACUUGUAAGCAGCUUUUAUAUAUCCACAUUCCUUUAUACCUACAGAGGCACAGCAUGUGCACUGAUAACGUGGACAGAAGCGUUGUGGGAGAUGUUCAGGAAGAAGAGAAAUGUUUAUCCGGCUACUGGCUUUUCAUGAAGAAUUACUAGCGGUUACUUUGACUAGUCCGUCUCCCUAAUCUAACUACUAAAUUAAAAAGAAUAAAAGUUUAUCACUAAAGCUGAAAACUAUUCACUACUCUUAAAUGUAUUUAUAGUUGGUUUUUUUAAAUGUGAAGCCAGAAGAAAAUAUACUUUUACUCCAGUAUUGUUUAGAAACUGUAGCACUUUAUAGACCAUGACUGAAGUAAAGGAAGAAAAGCUUGAGUAUAGACUAUGUGUAUUUCUUUUGUAGCUGGCUUGGCCAUGGAAGGAGUAGGAGCCACUUGACUCCUGUCUAAGUCACUGGAAGCAUAGAUGCUUGGGGCAUUUUAAAUGUUUCAGAGAGAUUUUCCUUAUGCACAAUGCAUAAUCCAAUGCUACUUUAAGUCAGCGAAGUGACUGCCAGUGAUUCCAGUUAGCCUUAGUGUUGGGCCAGUAGCAGCUUUCAAGCUAGUAGAAAGUCUCAGCGCACCUAGCACAUAUAAAUUGCCACCUUGAAUUGGUUUGUGCUUUAACUCUAGCUAGUGGGAAAACAGUGGGUUAUGAAGGACUAAGAUUUGCAUGGAAAACAGGCUAGUGAUUUUCUAGGGGAAGUUAAAUUAGGCAGCAAAAGGUAAAAUGGGUUUCCAACACUCUCUUAUUUGUCAUUCUUCAUGGAUGGGAACAAGCUAACUCUGUUACUUUUCCUCGCAUCAGUAGACCCAUGAAACAUGGUGGAGAAGGAAAGGAAGCUGAAGGAUAUAAAAGGAUGACUGUCUUUUCUGGUGUGUUACUAAGAUAAUAAAAAUGGUUGU
Messenger RNA from Alligator sinensis (Chinese alligator), 2107 nucleotides. RefSeq names its product cell growth regulator with ring finger domain 1 (gene CGRRF1). Bases 32 to 1030 code for a protein of 332 amino acids. Gene Ontology annotation, biological process: negative regulation of cell growth. The record is from RefSeq and is a predicted model, not a curated record. Lineage: Eukaryota; Metazoa; Chordata; Crocodylia; Alligatoridae. The transcript has 6 exons.